Messenger RNA from Uranotaenia lowii, 2340 nucleotides. RefSeq lists its product as uncharacterized. Lineage: Eukaryota; Metazoa; Arthropoda; Insecta; Diptera; Culicidae. The record is from RefSeq and is a predicted model, not a curated record. The coding region runs from base 1 to 1827 and encodes 608 amino acids. The transcript has 3 exons. Gene Ontology annotation, cellular component: extracellular region. Gene Ontology annotation, molecular function: chitin binding.
AUGAUCGUCGAUCAUCACCUCCAAGUAGAGCAUCCAACUUUCCAUCUUCUCGAUCGCUACUGUGAGGCCAACCUUAACGUUGCUUGCAGACUACCCCAAACCGAGGCCGUGCAGAUCCGGUGCACCCACCGGGAUGAUUUCUUGUACGCAGUUCCGUCCUCCGGGUGUUCAACGUACUAUCGCUGCUACCAUCGUCAACCGAUACGAUACAAAUGUGGCGACGGAGCGUAUUUCGACUAUCGUCAGCAGAAGUGUGUUAGAAAUGAAGGAACAUGUUACGAUCUGUUGUGUACCGGAAAAACGGAUGGGGCUUAUGCCGACACUACUCAAGCGUGUCGCCGAUUUUACGAGUGUAGCGGAGGAAAUUUGGUGAAGGUUGACAACUGUCCACUCGGGACCUUGUUUGAUGGAAUCGAAUGCGCGCCGCGGCAGGAAGUGACCUGUGCUAGUCCGGUGGAUGAAGCUAUUGGCAUUCCCAUCCCAAGCGAUGAUCGUUGUUAUGGCAGGGGAGAUGGAUUCCACGUGCUAGAGGAUGAUCAAUGCCAGAAGGUGCUGGUGUGUGGGGAUAGCAGUGUUGUUGAAGUGUUGGAAUGUCCAGAGGGAUACGCAUAUGAUGAGCGAAUGAAGCGCUGUGUUUUCUCAAGUGGAUUGGGUUUACCGGGUUGCGCAAGUAAUACGAUGGAUGAAAGUGAUGAUAUAUGUGCGGCAUUACCAGAAGGUUUAUACUUGGACCCGCUAUCUAAAAACUGCAAAAGUUAUGUGAAAUGCAAGGACGGGCGAAAGAUGGCGAGAAUGGACUGUUCAAAAGGAACUGUUUUUAAUGGAGCUCAGUGUGUUCCCGAGUUUUUGUACCACUGUCCGCGAAUGGCACUUCCGGGCGAUAUUUGUGAUAAAAAGAACGAUGGACUGUAUAAUGAUCCCAGGAAAGGAUGUUCUUAUUUCGUGAAGUGUGAAAACUUUAAAACAGUGGACAGUUUUUCCUGUCCGAGUGGGUUCAUUUUUGAUCCGGUUCAAAAUGUGUGUACUGAGGAUCCUGGUAAUGACUUUUGUCAAGAGGUGGGAUACUCCAACGACUGCAGUCUUCGUUCGGCUGGAUUUUACCAGGAUUUCUCGGAUCAAUCGAAGUGUUCUAACUUUUUCUAUUGCUUCAACGGAUUCAAAACCAUUCUUCGAUGCCCUGCAAAUCAAGUGUUUGAUGGAGAAAAUUGCGUGCAAUCAUCGUCUUACUCUUGUCCGUCUGAAAAUUCUGAUUCGUGUGCAAAUAAGGCGAAUGGAUUCUAUCGAGACUUUAGUGGGAGUUGUCGGUCUUACUUCCAGUGCUCAGAAGGAAGCAAAACUUCCUACCUCUGCAAACCAGGGCUAAUUUUCAUCGGUGGUCAAUGUUCCGAUCGUCAGGAAGAUACUAUAUGUGAAGAUGACAUUAUGUGUUCCGGGAAAUCUGACGGAUAUCACCAGGAUCUUCAGAGUGCCUGUCGGAGUUAUUACUACUGUCAAGGAGGCGAAAGGCUACAAACGCUCACUUGUCGAGGAAGCAAAAUUUAUAACGGUCACAGUUGCGUUUCUCAAGAUGUUUAUAAAUGUCCAGUAGGGAGUGCGGCCUCUAAUCCCUAUCUCAAUUGUCUACCCCGGAAAUGCAAUCCCAGUUGUUCCAAGAGUGGCUUUGAAACCGACUACGACAGUGGUUGCCAGAAUUAUUUCUUCUGCAUCGAUACUAAAAAGACACUGCUCUCUUGCUCGAGCAAUUACAUUUUUAAUGGAGAAAUUUGCGUGCCAACCAGUAUGUACAACUGUCCGAAGUACUGCGAUGAUACGGUUGAAUGCAGCUAGUUUAGAAUUACCUACCUCAAGCUGUACCUUUUUCGUUCAGAAGCAGGAAACACAACAAAGAGAGAAAGAUUUCAUACCUGCGUUUUUCUCCUUGAAGGGAAAACCAUAGAGUGGCGACAGCUUAUUUUCAAAUCAAGGCCAUAAAUGCUAAGUAAAUGAGGCGUUCCAGCUAGAUUUAGUGUGAAUUAUUUAUUCAGUGAUUCUUCGGAGGAGAUUUCCCCUGGUUUAUCCAGAAAUCGUCUCCAGAGAAUGUGGUAACCCAACUAAUGGGAUCUGUCUGUGUCUGUUUGUCUCACCUAAUGGGUACCCUAUUAGGCAUACAUGUAAUGACGAUUUUUGCGUCAAACACUCACUUACUCACUGUUUCAUUCGCAAACGACUGUAUUUAUUAUUCUUCCAUUUACAUCUUACGUCAGUGCAUUUAUUAUAGUUAUAAAAAAUCUAGUUAUUAUGACUUAUAUUCAGAAGCAUACAAAUAAUGUGGGGCCAUUCAAGGACAAGGUAAAAUUAUAU